AAGGCCUCGUUUGGAUAGAUGUGGUUUGGGGUGGAUCGGAGCCCAAACCCCGUCUCCUGUGGAUUGAAGCCCACGUCGGGGCGAGCUCCCCUGUUGGGCCAAAAUUUACAUUUGGCAAGACGCGGGUCAGCGUGGAUUAUAGCCCAAUACCCGUCGACCCACGGGGGAGACAAAAAUCUCCACCUGACCCGUGGUGUGGAAACCCUAUCUCUUCUUCGCGUCCUCGAGCGCUGCCUCGUCGCCGCCUUCCACGCGACGCGCUGCGCCGCCUCGCCCUUCGCCCUUCGCAGCGCCGCCUCGCCCUUCGCAGCGCCGCCUCCUCCACACCCCUUGCAACUCCGGCGGUUCUCGUCGUCCGCACCCUCGGCGUCUCCCUCGAGUUCACGUAUCCACUCCGAUCUUGAAUCUUGGAGGCAACCUCUACGCCAAGCUCCUGAUUGGUGACCACUUCUCCAUCGCAGUAGGAAAAGAUUGCUUUUUGGUGAUGUAUGCAAGAGGUUCGCCAAAGUUCAACAUGAUGCAAGCUACAUUUAAGCAAAGGAAGUUGUCACCAAGAGGUGGUGGUGUACAUAAGAGAGCAUCACCUAAAGCAACACAGCAAGUGGUUCGCAAAAGAGCAAAUUGGAAUCUAGGACUUGAAAAGGGUUUGGUUGAACUUCUACACUACCACAACAAUGAUUGUUACAGAAGUCAGAAUGGAUGGUCCUCAGAGGCAUGGAAUAGAAUUGUAAAAAUGUUUCAAGAAAGGUUUACACAUGUUUCUUUCUCGAGGUUGCAAAUUCAAGAGAAAGAGAAGGAACUGAAGAGGGAUUACAACCUACUCAAAGAAGCUAAAAAACAAAGUGGGGUACAUUGGAAUGAAGUUUUGGGCCUUAUUGAAGCUGAACCCCCAAUUUGGGAUAACAUAAUCCUGUCCUAUCCUAAAGCUAAAAAGUUCCAGACCAAGCCUUUUCCCUUGUUUGAUUCACUUGGAGAGUUGUAUGAUGGACAUGUAGCCGAGGGAUCCUUGAACUUCACAUCUCUUGAGCCAACAACAUUAGAACCAGCAAGGGGCACAAAAGUCGGUGCUAGUGAAGACUUGGAGCUUGACGACAACAAUUCUGCACAAUUUGCCAAUUUUGAUGAUGAUGACAGUGAUGAUGAAGUGAGGAUCUUGCAACAGUCCGAACCAAGAUGUGUUGCUGCUAUGGGAUCAAAUAGGCCUAGGCCUGCUGCAACAAGGUCUGGAAAAGAACCUGCUGCAACAAGUUCAGGAAAAGAACCUGCUGUACCAAGAUCAAGAAAAGAACUUAAUGCAACAAAUGGAGGAGUCAAGGUUGGGAAAAGACAGAAUCAAGAAAAUAUCACUAGCAUGUUGAAGAAUUACAUGGAAAUGAAAGCAAAGCAAAUUGAAGAGGAGGCUGCCGAAAAAGCAAAGACUGUAGCAGAAGAAGCUGAUUACUCGAUCAAAAAUUGCAUAAGUCUUGUGAACAGUAUUGAAGAACUCUCUAGUGAGGAAAAGGCUGAAGCUUUUGAUGUGUUCAAGGAUGCACAAAACAGGCAGAUCUUCAUGACUGCGGAACCUGUUGCACGCCUAAUAUGGCUGAGGAACAAAAUGCGGAAAGGGAGAUGUUAAUUCUGUAUUGAGGGGUGGUUCUACUUUGGCUUGAGGGCUAACUGAUGCAUAUCAAGAGGUUUUGGUAGCAGACGACUUAUUUUGGUUUAGGGCUACUGAUGCAAAUCUAGAGGUUUUGGUAGCAGACGACUUCUUUUGUUUCAGGGCUACUAAUGCAUAUUAGGAGCUUUUGCAGGCGACGUGUUUCUAAUUUUUUUAACCUGGUAAUUAUGCAUGAGUAACUCCUUUGUGGGCAUUUUGAGAGCAAUCUGCUUGUCUUGUACUAGGGCAAUGUACUGCCAAAAGUUAUUCCUUUCAGAUUGUGCAGAAUUAAGUGUUUGUGAGGCAUGCCAUAUAUGCAGUUCGCACUUGAGCCAUUCAAAUAAUUUCACUCAUCCUCAUAUUGGUGAGAGCUACUUCUACAUGGACGGCGGCGAUUAUAUUAUCUGUUUAUUGUUUGAUUGAGGAUGUA
Messenger RNA from Panicum virgatum (switchgrass), 2066 nucleotides. RefSeq lists its product as uncharacterized. Bases 485 to 1615 code for a protein of 376 amino acids. Lineage: Eukaryota; Viridiplantae; Streptophyta; Magnoliopsida; Poales; Poaceae. The record is from RefSeq and is a predicted model, not a curated record. The transcript has 8 exons.